Molecule: messenger RNA, 1579 nt
Organism: Dendronephthya gigantea
Lineage: Eukaryota; Metazoa; Cnidaria; Anthozoa; Malacalcyonacea; Nephtheidae
Product: methanethiol oxidase-like
Exons: 11
Coding region: 64-1497 (477 amino acids)
Molecular function (GO): selenium binding; protein binding
Source: RefSeq, a predicted model, not a curated record
CGGGCGGUUUCGAGCAUUACAACCGAAGACUUGAACGAGUGCGCAUAAAAAAAUUUUGCUGAGAUGAGCUUUACUAACAAGGCCACGAAACACUGUUGCACUGGUCCAGGGUAUGCCACGCCACUGGACGCAAUGAAGAAUGGUCCGCGGGAGAAAAUUUUUUAUCUACCAUGUAUUUAUCAAAGUACUGGUAUUAAAAAACCUGAUUAUUUAGCUACAGUUGACGUGGACCCACAGUCACCAGAUUACUGCAAGGUCAUCCAUCGACUGCCAGUGCUUCACUUGGAAGACGAGUUACAUCACAGUGGCUGGAAUGCAUGCAGUAGUUGCCAUGGUGAUUCGAGCAGAAAACGGGACUCCUUAAUUAUGCCUUCCAUAAUAAGUAGUCGCAUAUACAUCUUUGAUGUCGCUAAAGACCCAAGGGCACCCAGAAUUCGCAAGGUGAUUGAGCCAGAAGAAGUAUUUGAAAAAACUGGUUUAGCUUACCCCCAUACGUCACAUUGUCUUGGUAACGGUGACAUCAUGAUCAGUGCGAUGGGAGACCCUGAAGGCAAUGCAAAAGGUGGGUUCAUUCUGGUGGAUGGAAAGAACUAUUCGGUGAAGGGCAAUUGGGAAAAGCAAACCACAGAGUUUGGUUAUGACUUUUGGUACCAGCCUCGACAUAACGUGAUGAUCAGUUCAGAAUGGGCGGAACCUAAAGCAUUUUGCAGUGGAUUUCAUCCACAGCAUGUAACUGAUGGCAAAUAUGGCAAUAGCAUCCAUGUCUGGGACUGGACCACACGUGAACUCAAGAAAAGCAUACAUUUGGGUGAAGACGGAAAGGUUCCACUGGAGUUGAGAUUCUUGCACGAUCCUGAUGCUAACUUGGGAUAUGUUUGUUGUGCUUUGUCGAGUACUGUCUUUGCUUAUCAUCCAAACAAGAACGGUGAAUGGGUUGCAGAAAAAGUAAUUUCUAUUCCAAGCAAGAAGGUUGAAGGAUGGUCUAUGCCAGAAAUGCCUGGUUUGAUAACCGAUAUUUUGAUCUCUCUGGAUGACAGAUUUCUUUACCUCAGCAACUGGUUACAUGGAGAUAUCCGUCAGUAUGACAUCACGGACAGACUAAAUCCAAAACUCGUAGGCCAGGUAUUCAUUGGUGGCAGCAUAGCCAAAGGAGGAAAAGUCAAAGUGAUCAAAGACCAUGAGCUAAAAGAACAACCCGAGGCUGCUUAUGCCAUAGGAAAGAAGAUUCAAGGAGGAGCUCAAAUGAUUCAAUUAAGUUUGGAUGGAAAACGACUUUAUUUAACAACAUCUCUUUUCAGCAUAUGGGAUAAGCAGUUUUAUCCCGACAUGAUUAAAAAUGGCUCCAUGCUGCUAAAGGUAGACGUGGACACAGAGAAAGGAGGGUUAACACUGGACAAAGAAUUUGGCGUUGAUUUUGGACAGGAACCUGACGGUCCAGCUCUUGCACACGAGAUCAGAUACCCAGGUGGUGAUUGUUCAUCAGAUAUAUGGAUCUAAUUUGGCUAUUUCACAGACUUGUUUUAUUAUUGAUCACAAAAUCUAUUAUAUAUUCUAUUAAUCACUUGUUUUAUGAUUGAUC